This is a messenger RNA of Lytechinus variegatus (green sea urchin), 1712 nucleotides long. RefSeq lists its product as uncharacterized. The record is from RefSeq and is a predicted model, not a curated record. The transcript is spliced from 2 exons. Bases 1 to 1362 code for a protein of 453 amino acids. NCBI's taxonomy places the organism in Eukaryota, Metazoa, Echinodermata, Echinoidea, Temnopleuroida, Toxopneustidae.
AUGGUACCUGUAUUCCAGAAUAAGGUUGGAGACACAGUUGACUUGGUGUGUACGUCGGAGGGCGGUAAUCCUGUCCCUGACCUUACAUGGUUUCGUGGUGAAGAGGAGCUGGAGGAAAAUGAAGGUCUUCGAUACGCAGUUCAUCGCCAGAUCCUACGGCCACAAGACACUAAUAUCAAAUAUACAUGUUUGAUGCGAGGUCCAAUGAUAACUACACGACGUGCAUGUUCAAUUCGACCAAUGGAUGUACCCUCUAAGGUCCAGAUAGAGCCAUCGGUGAAUUCUGUCAAGGUUGGAGAAACAGCCACUUUCACUUGCGCAUUGAUGACUACUAGCAAUGUAGGUGUAAGGGGUUACUCCUGGAACGUAGAACCAUCAGUAAGAGACAUUCACCAGAAUAUACCUGGUAGAAUGCAGCUAAUGCACAAUGAUAAGGUGUUAGAGAUACAGAACAUUCGUGAAGAGGAUGAUAAUACACUGGUGACUUGCCAGGCGCAGACAAUCAACGGAGAGUUGCUUACCGGUACAGCUACAUUGGUUAUUUCAAUUGAACCUACAGGGAUGACGACCGAUAAUCCAGACUUAACGACUUUUAUUCUCAACGGUGGUAAUGAUAUGAACACGGAUGAGACUGAUUGGCAAAGAGCAAUGAAGCCAACACAAAAAAGUACAGAGUUUCCAAACAUCGUUAAGAUCAAUGGCUCAAAUGUCACUGUUGGUAUGAAACCAAAAAUUCCAGCCUUCCUUACCGGGAGGAUAUUUAUCAUGACUUCAUCUGCUGCAGGAGCAUUCAUCUUUAUCGUCACUAUCGUGAUCAUCAUCGUCGUUAAAAUUGUGCGACGACGUAAAGGCAAACGAAUCCCGAUCACAUCUCCUAUAACUGUAAUGGAGCACGGUGGAAACGAUGCCUACGCAACUAUUCUUGAGAUGAAACGUCAGACCGGAAGUACCUAUAAGGGAUCUUCUACACUCCCAAUUCUCAAGUCUGAACGUAAGAUUGGUCUUCCAGACAUGAUGCGAGGUGGUAGUAGCCUUUCAUUGGCAGCUCGUAACGCAACAGCCAGAGGAAAUAUCACCGAGCGUUCUCCUUUAUAUGCAAAGCCUGAAAAAAUCCGAAACAGCAAAAAAGGGCUCUUUGGUGAUUCCAAAAGACAGAGUCUGGUGGAAUCGGCAGAGGAACCAGGAGUUACAGAAUCUAAGCAAGAUGGUGAUGAAGAAAAUAAAGCAAAGGAAUCUUCGAGUCAAGAUCUGAAUGCUGAGGGGUUAAUCUACGCAGAUCUUGUUCUCGGUGAAAAGGACACAAAUUUUACAUCAAAAAAGGGAACUCAAUAUGCCAGUAUUGUACCAUCCGGGAAACCAUAGAGAUAUAGGCACAUGAUGCUAUCAACGCUACGCUACAUUCAUUUGAAGAGACAUUCAAGAUUAGCUUUGAAACCAAGGUUCUAUUUUCAUGACAGUUCUCAUAAAUGAUACUCUUUUCUGAUAAUUCUCCAAGAAUUGCUUUCUAGAAGCAUUUCAUAGUCAAGUUAUCAAUAAAAUUCAUGUUCUCGAUAUAUGUUUUAUGAAUAUUUGCACUAAGCACGGUGUUUUGUAGUUGUAGUUCGUACUUUUUCAUGUAAAUAUAUCCGUAGUAUGGUAAACUCAAGUGCAUUUAUGUUUUUGUAAUGUUGUAAAUAUGUAUUCAUAUUAUUUGGUAAGAACUAAAUGCUGGU